Messenger RNA from Gasterosteus aculeatus aculeatus (three-spined stickleback), 4202 nucleotides. The record is from RefSeq and is a predicted model, not a curated record. NCBI's taxonomy places the organism in Eukaryota, Metazoa, Chordata, Actinopteri, Perciformes, Gasterosteidae.
AGCAACAAGGGACAAGUAAAGGGAAAAAGGGGGAAGACAUCCACGUAUCGUCUCUCCUGCAUCCCAGCCGCGUAAUGUCCUCAAUGUCCAACGGUACGCGUGUCGGAUGAGACGCUGCUCGCAGUCAAGCCGAUAACGUGUCCACGGUGGCGGCGUGACGCGGAAGGGAGAGGGACUAAACAUGGAGCUGGACGACGGAGUCGUGUACCAGGACGACCCGGGGACAUCGGCGAUGAUGUCUGAGCGGGUGUCGGGCCUGGCCAACUCCAUCUACCGCGAGUUCGAGAGGCUCAUCGGCAAAUACGACGAGGACGUGGUGAAGGAGCUGAUGCCGCUGGUCGUGGCGGUGCUGGAGAACCUGGACUCGGUGUUCGCGGAGAACCAGGAGCACGAAGUGGAGCUGGAGCUGCUGAAGGAGGACAACGAGCAGCUCAUCACCCAGUACGAGCGCGAGAAGGCGCUGAGGAAGCAGGCGGAGGAGAAGUUCAUUGAGUUUGAGGACACGCAUGAGCAGGAUAAGAAGGACCUGCAGAACCAUGUGGACAGAAAGGAGUCCCACUCACGGCAACUGGAACUCAAGAUCAAGAACUACGCCGACCAGAUUGGCAGGUUAGAAGAACGUGAAUUGGAGCUCAAGAAAGAAUACAACUCACUCCACCAGCGACACUCAGAGAAGAUCCCUAACUACAUGGGGCACGUGGGGAGGAUCAAAAUGCAGCAAAAAAAUGAGAAUUCCGAGUCAAGCGCAGUCGCCCGAGUCAGGAGAGAGCGGCCCCUCUCUCUGGGGAUCUUCCCGUCCCCCGGUGGAGCGUCUCUGCUGAUCCCCGACUCGCUGGCCAGGGCGGAGACACCGGGCACGGAGGGCUGGAGGUUCACCGAGCCGGCGCGCUCCAACACCAGCCUCAAGCAGUUGGACUUUGUCAACCCCCCCAAGGCAAAGGAGGGUAAUGGUGCGCAGGACUCUACUUGGGGGAAUUCACUGGCAGAUGACUGCAAGGAUGAGCUGUCGGUCUUCACCGGCUCCAAGUCGGCCCCACCGAUGUCCAGCACCGCCUCCGACGGCAGCAGUAAGAGCCCGGAGGAGCGGGCUGCGCCGGGGACCGGGUCCAUAUCAGCGGGUUUACCUGAAAAUGAGAAGAGCUCAGAUGUGCAGGACAUCAUUGAGACGACCCCUGAGCUGGACAUGGAUGUCAUUGGAUACAAACCCUGCAGCACUCCUACUAAAGGGAUCGAGAACAUGGCGUUUGACCGAAACACAGAAUCUCUGUUUGAAGAACUGUCUUCUGCAGGCAAUGACAUCAUAGGGGACGUGGAUGACGGGGCCGACCUGCUGGUGGAGUACUCUGACCUUAGUUUGAUUGGAAUGGGCCGGGAAGUUGAAAAUCUCAUUCAGGAGAAUUCUCAGCUGCUUGAGACAAAGAAUGCCCUGAACGUGGUGAACAAAGACCUGAUAUUGAAGGUGGACGAGUUGACCUGCGAGAAGGAGAUGUUGGAGGGAGAGAUGGAGGCUGUGCUGCAGGCCAAGACCAAGCUGGAGGAGAAGAAUAAAGAGAUGGAGGAGGAGCUCAAAAAGGUUCGACUGGAGAUGGAGGAAGCGAAACACAAAACUAAAGAGGAAGAAGACAGCGAUGUGCCGACAGCACAGAGGAAGCGCUUCACCCGGGUGGAGAUGGCCCGCGUGCUGAUGGAAAGGAACCAGUACAAAGAGCGGCUGAUGGAGCUGCAGGAAGCGGUGCGGUGGACGGAGAUGAUCAGGGCCUCGAGAGAAAAUCCAACACUCACAGAGAAAAAGAAAUCCAGCAUCUGGCAGUUCUUCAGCAGACUGUUUAGCUCUUCCUCCAGUUCGCCUGCUAUGAAGAAGGCGGAGCCGCAGUCCAACAUGAAAUACAACCCUCCGGGCAGCAUGGUGAAGAGGAGCAGCACUUUCUCCCAGUUCCCAACAGAGAAGUCAAAGACCUUUGACUUCCUCAAUGAAGAAAAGGACCAGUGCAGCUCGCCAUCGCGCAAAGAGCAGAAGAGAGCCCAGUACCGGCAGGUCAAGGCCCACAUGCAGAAGGAGGACGGACGGGUCACGGCACACGGCUGGAGCCUGCCCAGCAAAUACAAGGUGGCAAAUGGUGGACAAGUGGAGAACAAAAUGAACCUACCUGUACCCGUAUACCUGAGACCUCUGGAUCAGAAAGAUGCUUCUAUGAAGCUGUGGUGUGCUGCAGGGGUCAACCUCUGUGGGGGAAAGACAUUACCGGAGCUCAUGAAGCAGACGAAGGGUUCUCAGAGUAGUCUGGACCAGUUGGGGCAGGAGAGUAAAGUGAGAUUACGUGAUUUAAAGGAUCAGGAGAAAGGGGAGCAGGAGAAGGAAGUGAUCCUUCAGGAUGAGGUGUCCAGUAAGGUGUGGGUGUGCACCAGCACCCACUCCUCCACCAAGGUCAUGGUGCUGGACGCCAUUCAGCCCUCUGACUUACUUGACAGCUUCUACGCCUGCAACACCCACGUCGUCUGCAUUGCCAGCGUGCCGGGUGUGCUGGAGACUGAUUAUUCGGCAGGUGAAGAGGCACCUCAAGACCCGGAAGCCGGCCAAGGGGACAGAGUCUCGCUGGCCGGCAGUGUGGCCAGUGUGGGCUCAGCGGGCAGCGACGGCGCCGCUGCAACGGAGGGGACCACCGCCGUUCCCCAGACAGCCAUCGCAGGUGUCACCGACCAGCCGGCUGAGCACAGUGGCGUCUCCAGCUCAGUGGAGCUGUCCAGAGAGACCAGUCCAGCAGAGGGCAGCAUUCCUACGGCCGAGGAGGCCACGGAAGCAACGGAGGCUAAUGCCGGCGUGGGCGACGAGGGAGAGGAGGACCAGGGAGCGGAUCCUAACCAGCCAGGGAUCUACACGGAGCAUGUGUUCACCGACCCCCUGGGGGCGGGCCCCACGGACUCCCCCUCUGCCCACGCACAGAGGGGCUGCGGACAUGAGGGCGACACUUCCUUUCCAGAAGACUCAGACCCUUCAGAUGAAGUCCUGAGGAUGAGCAGCGCACUUCCCACCAUGUGGCUGGGAGCUCAGAAUGGAUGUCUUUAUGUGCACUCGUCCGUGGCUCGAUGGAGGAAGUGUCUUCACGCCAUCAAGCUGAAAGACGCCAUCCUGAGCAUAGUGCACGUUAAAGGGAGAGUCCUGGUAGCUUUGGCCGAUGGGACAUUGGCGAUAUUUCACAGAGGCGCCGACGGUCAGUGGGAUUUAACCAACUACCACCUGUUGGAUCUGGGUCGGCCUCACCACUCCAUCCGCUGUAUGACCGUGGUCCAUGACAAGGUGUGGUGCGGUUACAGAAACAAGAUCUAUGUCAUCCAGCCCAAGGCCAUGAGGAUAGAGAAGUCGUUUGACGCUCAUCCUCGCAAGGAGAGUCAGGUGCGGCAGCUGGCCUGGGUCGGUGACGGUAUCUGGGUCUCCAUCCGACUGGACUCCACUCUCCGCUUGUUUCACGCCCACACCUACCAGCACCUCCAGGACGUGGACAUCGAGCCCUACGUCAGCAAGAUGUUGGGUACGGGUAAACUGGGCUUCUCAUUCGUGAGGAUCACAGCUCUGGUGGUGUCCUGCAGCCGACUGUGGGUGGGGACGGGGAACGGCGUCAUUGUCUCCAUCCCUCUGUCUGAAGCCAACACGACAGCGGGAGUAGCGUCAAACCGUCCCGGCAGUGCUGUGCGGGUGUACGGCGAUGACGGUUCAGACGGUGGCGCGCAGGGCGGCUUCGUGCCGUACUGCUCCAUGGCGCACGCCCAGCUCUGUUUCCAUGGACACCGGGAUGCUGUCAAGUUUUUCGUCACAGUGCCGGGUCAGGCGAUGCCGCCUCCAGGCAGCGCCGAUUCAGGCUCCGAUGACCCUCCGUCUGAAUCCUCUGACGCAGCAACCUCCGAGCCCAGAACAUGCUUGGUCAUGAGUGGAGGCGAAGGCUACAUCGACUUCAGAAUGGGUGACGAAGGCGGAGAGCUGGACGGUUUAUCGGAGCCAGCAGCCGGCCAGCAGUCGUCCCCCACCAAGGCCGAGCAGAGCCACCUCAUCGUCUGGCAGGUCACGGCCUCCCAUGAUUGAAUAAGAGAUCGGACUGUUGUGUCAACGCCAGGGCCGCCCGCCAAAACCCCACAUGUCCUCCUCAAAGUUUUUAAUUUGGUAUUAUUGAUUGUUCUUAAUGCCUGAGUAGUUGGCUACUUUGUAAAAG